Tribolium castaneum (red flour beetle) is the source of this 1034-nucleotide messenger RNA. RefSeq names its product tRNA (adenine(37)-N6)-methyltransferase. The transcript has 4 exons. NCBI's taxonomy places the organism in Eukaryota, Metazoa, Arthropoda, Insecta, Coleoptera, Tenebrionidae. The coding region runs from base 69 to 1016 and encodes 315 amino acids. The record is from RefSeq and is a predicted model, not a curated record.
UUUAGAACUACGAGUUUUACUGGUUGUCUAGAAUAACUUGGUUUAUAAGGUUAUGUUAAUGGUAAAAAAUGUCAUCCCUUACUUGUGAAAAAGAAGAGUUAAUAAAAAAUCUUGAAAAUCAGUUAGGCCUAGCCCGGCGUGAAAUUAACAAUUUACGUAAGCAACUAAAGGCGUUAACGUUCAUACAGCAAAAAGAAUAUGACAAAAUCAAAAACGUUUUACAAAGUUGGCGCUGUUUGGGGUGCAAAACCCAAGCAGAGUCGCCACCAAUUGCUAGUGAAAAACCACCAAGUACAAACACGGAAAUAAAAAUGCAAAAUAUUGGUGUUAUAAGAACACAGUUCCCUGAAAAGAGGGGAACCCCCCGACAACCAACCAUUUGUUCAGACUCAGUCGCGAAAUUAUCGUUAAAUGAUGACGUUUUUACGAAUCCGGACCACACAUUGCAGGGUUUGCAAGACUUUUCACAUAUGUGGAUUUUGUUUCAUUUCCAUAAGAACAAAGCGGCUCAUAAAAAAGCAAAAGUAGCCCCUCCGCGUUUGAAUGGUGAAAGAACAGGGGUUUUUGCUAGUAGAUCACCUCAUAGGCCUAAUCCUAUUGGCUUAUCACUGGUAAAAAUCGACAAAAUUGAAGGAAGCAAUGUUUAUUUUUCUGGCGUUGAUGUUGUUGAUGAAACUCCAGUUCUUGACAUAAAACCAUACAUUCCUCAAUAUGAUACACCAGAAGACCAUGUUAGAGUGCCACACUGGAUUGGCAAUUCGACUGUGAAAACUCUGAGAGUAGUUUUUGAAGAAAUUGCGUUAGUUCAAUUGAAUGACUACAAAACGGAUGGUAGGGACGUUAAAGCAGACAUUGAAAAAGUGCUGAGGGAGGAUCCCCGGUCUGUUUAUUUAAGGGCGAAAUGGACUGGGCACUAUUACACGUUUCGUAUGUGUAAUUUACAAAUUUGUUGUAAAUUUGAUGAUGAGUCUCACACAGUAACAGUUCAUGAAGUAACAGCUUGUAACGAUAAAUAAAAUAUUUGUCUUAACUUA